This is a messenger RNA of Asparagus officinalis (garden asparagus), 2412 nucleotides long. RefSeq names its product probable methyltransferase PMT17. The transcript is spliced from 6 exons. Gene Ontology annotation, cellular component: endosome; trans-Golgi network; cytoplasm. The coding region runs from base 248 to 2137 and encodes 629 amino acids. The record is from RefSeq and is a predicted model, not a curated record. NCBI's taxonomy places the organism in Eukaryota, Viridiplantae, Streptophyta, Magnoliopsida, Asparagales, Asparagaceae. Gene Ontology annotation, molecular function: methyltransferase activity.
AAAGAGAUUUAUAAGCCUGUUUCUUCUCCCUUCGAUCCUCACUCAAAGAGAGAGAGAGGGGUCCGGAUUAAUUCACCUCCUCUCCAAAAAUACAUAAAAAUGGACUAAAAUUUAUGGCUUUCUCUUCUUCUUCUUCAACCUCAACUUGUUUGUUGUUACAGUGAGGGGGCAGAGAGAGAGAGAGAGAGAGAGAGAGAGAAGGAAGAAGCCCAAGUGAGAAUUUGUGAAGUGCCCAUCAUCAGCUCUAAUGGCCAAGGACUACAAUGGAUCUCCCAAGGUUCACCAAUUUGAAUCGAGAAACAAGAAGAUCACUCGAAUCUUGAUCAUAGCCGGUCUUUGUUCGUUUUUCUACAUACUUGGUUCUUGGCAAAACAAAACCUCGCCCCUCAAAUCCAUUCAAACUACAUCCAAGAGUCCUGCGUGUGACAUCUCAUCAUCAUCAUCAUCUUCCAAUUCCCAUAAACCCUCUUCUAACAAACUAGAUUUCCAAGCUCACCAUCAAGUGGGCAUCAAUGAAACCUCAUUAACUGCUGAAAACUUCCCUCCUUGCGACUUAAAAUACAGUGAAUACACCCCUUGCCAAGAUCCUAGGAGAGCGAAGAAGUUUGAGAAGAAAAUGCUUAAGUUUAGAGAGAGGCAUUGCCCGAAGAAGGAAGAGAUAUUGAAAUGCCUAAUUCCGGCUCCACCAAAGUAUAAGAAUCCUUUCAAGUGGCCACAAAGUCGAGAUUAUGCUUGGUAUGACAACAUCCCACAUCGAGAGUUGAGUAUUGAGAAGGCUGUGCAGAAUUGGAUACAGGUUGAGGGUGAUAGAUUUAGGUUUCCUGGAGGUGGUACAAUGUUUCCAAGGGGUGCUGAUGCUUAUAUCGAUGAUAUUGACGCACUUAUUCCAUUAACCAAAGGGAAUAUUAGGACUGCAAUUGAUACUGGAUGUGGAGUUGCCAGCUGGGGAGCUUUUCUUCUGAAGAGGGAUAUCAUAACAAUGUCAUUUGCUCCUAGAGAUACCCAUGAAGCACAAGUACAGUUUGCACUUGAGAGAGGAGUUCCGGCUAUGAUAGGUAUUUUGUCAUCACAAAGGAUGCCAUAUCCUGCAAGAGCUUUCGAUAUGGCUCACUGUUCUCGCUGCUUGAUUCCUUGGUACGAUUAUGAUGGUUUGUAUCUAAUUGAAGUAGACAGGGUUCUAAGGCCAGGAGGCUACUGGAUACUUUCGGGUCCUCCAAUCCAUUGGAAGAAGCACCAUCGAGGAUGGGAGAGAACCGAAGAAGAUCUCAAACACGAGCAAGACUCGAUUGAGGAUGUUGCAAAGAGACUAUGCUGGAAAAAGGUCAUCGAGAAAGGUGAUCUUGCAAUUUGGCAGAAGCCCAUGAAUCAUAUCGAGUGCAUUGAAAGCCGGAAGGUUUAUGAAAAGCCUCACAUAUGCAAGGGUGACAACCCAGAUGCUGCCUGGUACAAGAACAUGGAGACAUGCAUCACUCCAUUGCCGGAAGUGAGCAACUCUGAAGAAGUAGCUGGGGGCAAUUUAGAGAAAUGGCCAGCAAGAGCCUUCGCUGUUCCCCCGAGAAUAAGUAGGGGCACAAUCCCUGGUGUCACUGCUGAGAAAUUUCAAGAAGACAACCAACUUUGGGAAGAAAGAAUGGCUCAUUAUAAGAAAAUAAUCCCACCCUUGACUGGGGGGCGAUAUCGGAAUGUGAUGGACAUGAAUGCCAAAUUGGGAGGAUUUGCAGCUGCAAUGACAAAAUAUCCGGUCUGGGUUAUGAAUGUGGUUCCAUCUGAAUCGGAGAGAGAUACACUAGGAGUUAUAUAUGAAAGGGGUUUUAUUGGCACGUAUCAAGAUUGGUGUGAAGCUUUUUCGACGUAUCCGAGGACUUAUGAUUUGAUGCAUGCCGAUGGUUUGUUUAGCAUCUAUCAAGACAGGUGCGACAUAACACACAUACUCUUGGAGAUGGAUCGGAUACUAAGACCCGAAGGCACAGUGAUCUUCAGAGACACAGUAGAGGUCCUGGUUAAAGUUAAGGGGAUAACAGAUGGGAUGAGAUGGAAGAGCCAGAUCAUGGACCAUGAGAGUGGACCCUUCAACCCUGAGAAAAUCCUUGUUGCUGUCAAAACUUAUUGGACCGCUGAACCCUCUCAAAGCCAGUAACCGAACCAGAAAGAAUGAGAAUUAGUGUUGAAAUGAACUUGUCUUGUUUUCUUCUAGGCUAUUCUUUUGAAUUUAGUUGAUAAAUUGAUAGUGGUUGGUGCACAAUGAAGGGGUCUUGGAUUUUCACUUAUCCUCACUGCAAAUUAGUGUGGAGAUUAGUUGGUGUUAUAAUAGUUGUUAAAUACUUUUAUAUGAGGAGUUGAUCAUUUGAAGCUGUAAUAUAGCUUGUAAUUUAUUUUUCUAUAUUUCAUCAUGCUCUUUUGUGUUAAGUCGAA